Molecule: messenger RNA, 3255 nt
Organism: Kockovaella imperatae
Lineage: Eukaryota; Fungi; Basidiomycota; Tremellomycetes; Tremellales; Cuniculitremaceae
Exons: 16
Coding region: 440-3205 (921 amino acids)
Biological process (GO): proteolysis; glutathione catabolic process
Molecular function (GO): protein binding; peptidase activity
Source: RefSeq, a predicted model, not a curated record
GUUCACUUUCAAACAUCCUCAACUACAUCUCGUCCAUUAUUGACAAUCCAGAAGGGGGUUUGGGAGAGCCUCAGCGGACGACUCCUUGGACCCAUCCUUAUCACAACCGGGACCUGACGAUCUCUGGACUUUGAAGAAGGGGUCGUAUCACCGGACAGUCAAAAGCUCACCUGGGCAACGGCUCUCUCGACCUUUGACGUUUUGUUUCAUCGGACUCUGGGGAGAGAUGAAGCUCGCACGAAGCUCAGCUGGUCAUCACGCUAUAUAGACCGCUCUACCAAUCCUUUGCUCGCCUGACAAUCCUUCUGCACACGCCAAACUUCAGUGCGGAUCCGGAGCGGAAACAUCCUCAGUCCCAGUUGGCUGUCGUCACUAGGCCCUACCAAGGUAUCGGCAUCGAGGACGAGCGAAGCACCCAUACAGGAUUCGCCUGCUUGCUAUGCAGGCAUACAGCUCUAUCGAAGGCCUCAUCCAGAAACGUCAUGAUGAAUGGAGUGCUCGAGCGGAGUCGUCCUCAACAACGUCAAUGUCCACGAACAGCAUCAAAAGAGAUUCACUGACGUGGAAGCAGAAGGGCAACACGCCUGCGUUGAGCCACUUGCUGAGUGUGCAAGGCGGACGAGUCUUGUCACUUGCGGCCGAUGAAAACUGCGUGUAUGCGGGGUGCCAGAGUCUGGAGAAUGAAAUUGUGGUCUUCUCUCGAAACACUCUCCGACCAAUGUUCAAACUUCUGGGCCAUCAAGGAUCCGUGCUGGCUCUUAUGAUCGUCGAAGACAGGGGAUGGUUGGUCAGUUCCAGCUCAGCAGGGGAUGUCAGGAUAUGGUCCACCAAGACAUUCGAGCCCGUCUACAUCAUUCACCCAUGCGAUGACACGUCUGGCGAUAUUUACAGUCUGGCAUGGGAUGACAGAGCAGGAGGAACGCUUUAUUUCGGGUCUCAGAGCGCAUCCAUUGAAUGGAUCAAUUUUGCCGAUCCAGGAUCACUCCAUCAAGAUCCCACUCGCACACGUAAAGCUUCGCUACAAACGGCCGCAAGUCAUACUGUCGCAGUGUCAAGUAGCGAAGCAACAUCAUCCUCGUCAAAGCCGACUCCACCCAGCCUACCUCGCCAACGCACGGGGAGAUAUCGACCGCACAAGUUCUUCGAUAACCCUCCAAUAUCAGGCUCAACUACGCCCACGAGUCCUGUGCCCGGAUGUAAAAAGGGCCAUUCCUAUGCUACUUCAAGUCACGCAUCGCCGCAACUGGCCAAUCUGAACACCCUCGAGCCCACAGUCUCACGACAUUCCGCCCAAUCGAAUGGGGAAAAGAGCCUGAACGGCCCAAAGGCCGUGGAGCUCGACGUCGGCCCAGGAGCACGGAUAGCCUUCGCCCACUUCGGCUAUGUCUACGCGCUGCAUCUUAUCCCUCGAAACGAAGGACAAUCCUGGCUGGUUUCAGGGUCCGGAGACAGUGAUAUCAAAAUAUGGCUCUGUAAAGCUGAAGGCGGUCUAAAGCUUAUCCAAACGUUCCAAGAGCUAUCUGGAGCCGUUCAUUCCCUAGCCUUUCGAGAUUCAUUGCUCUUUGCGGGCAUGCAAGAUGGUCAAGUUGGCGUGUGGGACCUCGAAACAUUUGCCUGUAUUCGAAACAUUGAUCUUCACGCUGCCGAUGUCUUGGCGCUUUCGGUCCUUGGCGAGGAUCUGUAUGCUGGAGCUGCCGAUGGUCAAGUUGCACGGAUCGAUGGGAAGUUCGAGAACACUUCCUCCUGGGCAGCUCACGAGGGGAUCGUUCUGAGCUCGGUCAUCGUUCAAGCGACACAUGGCUGGGAGUACAUCACCGCUGGGAACGACUCAUUCGUCAAGAUUUGGUCCAUAUCGCGACCCUCAACACUGCCCUUAUCCGGAGAGAUUGAAGUGGAAGGAGAGGGCGAUACCAUGCUUCUAGCAUUGAGCAAGUUGAUAGCAGUGCCGACCGUCAGCGACGAGGCUCAUCGCGAGAGCUGUCGACAGGGAGCGCAUCUGUUGAAAAGGCUCUUGCAGCAGCUCGGCGCUCAGUCAGAGGUGAUUUCCGGUGAGAACGGGCGAAAUCCACUGGUCCUGGCUACCUUCGUCGGACGAGAAACCGGGCGUCCGCGGAAGAGGGUCUUGUUUUAUGGGCAUUACGAUGUCCAGCCAGCCGCGGAGGCCGGAUGGGAGUCUGAUCCUUGGACUCUGGCGGGUCGAAACGGAUACCUAUACGGCCGGGGUGUGAGCGACAAUAAAGGUCCGAUCCUUGCCGUGGCUUGUGCUGCUUCAUCCCUGCGGCAGAAGCGGGAGUUGGAUGUGGACCUCGUCAUGCUCAUCGAGGGUGAAGAAGAAGCGGGAAGUAGAGGUUUCGCUCCGACCGUCCGGAAGCACAAGGACGCCAUUGGGCAUAUCGAUGUAGUGCUCUUGUCCAACUCUACAUGGGUUGGCGAGGAUGACCCGUGUGUCGUUUUUGGGAUGCGAGGAGUCGUCUAUGCGCAUUUGGAAAUAUCAAGCAAGGGAGCCGAUGCCCAUUCAGGUGUCGAUGGCGGAAGCGUUGCUGAGCCCAUGUUUGACAUGAUCCGAGUCUUGGGCGGGAUAGCCGACAGUCAAGGUGUUAGAAUCCCAGACUUUUACGACCAGGUCCGAUCUCCUACGCCUGAAGAGAUGCAGCAUCUCACCGAUGUCUCCAUAGCGACAGGGCGAUCUGUUGAAGAUUUAUCCAGAGUAUGGCGAGACCCGUCCUUCUCCAUUGCCAAUAUAAGCAGUACCGGAUCAAGUAAUAAGACUGUCAUUCCUCGACGCGUCACUGCGGAUAUCUCAAUGCGUAUAGUUCCUGAUCAGGACCUGGAGACCAUUACAGCGAAUCUCAAAGCCCACUGUAAGAACCUGUAUGAUGACCUCCAUUCUUCAAACACGUUCGAGAUCAAGGUGACCCAUUCGGCAUCUUGGUGGCUCACCUCUCUCGACUCGCCAUAUUUCAAAUCACUCGAAUGCGCCAUCGAAGAUGUAUGGGGAGCCAAACCUCUCAAGAUCAGAGAGGGAGGUACGGUCCCGACCAUCUUUUGGCUCGAAAGGGAAUUUGGCGCACCUUGUGUUCAUCUCCCACUGGGUCAGGCAUCCGAUGCUGGUCAUUUGGCCAAUGAGCGAAUGAGGUUGCUCAACUUGAGGAACGGGAAGCGAGUCGUCGAAUCUUACCUUGCUCGACUUGCAUUAUUGGAAUAGCGCAAACAAAGCCACAUCAUACAACAACAUCAUGCAUAGUCUAUAUGGAG